AUGGAGACUUCCGGUGCGCAGGAAUUUGGGAGUACGGCGGCCGCGCAGGGUCGUGGGAUUUCUGCUUCGCGCUCCGAGCUGCCGUCGGCGUGCUCCCUUGCCCCGCCCUGGUUAGUGGGAAGCCUGCCGGCCAGGCCUGCGCAGUUGCGGCGGCCGGGGAAGAUGGUGGAGGACGGCGCGGAGGAGCUGGAGGACUUGGUGCAUUUCUCCGUGUCGGAGUUGCCUAGUCGUGGCUACGGCGUCAUGGAGGAGAUCCGGCGGCAGGGCAAGCUGUGCGACGUGACGCUCAAGAUCGGGGACCACAAAUUCAGUGCUCACCGGAUCGUCUUAGCAGCCUCCAUCCCGUACUUCCAUGCUAUGUUUACUAACGACAUGAUGGAGUGCAAGCAGGAUGAGAUUGUAAUGCAAGGAAUGGACCCAAGUGCCCUGGAGGCUCUCAUCAACUUUGCUUAUAAUGGCAACCUUGCUAUAGAUCAACAAAAUGUGCAGUCCCUGCUGAUGGGGGCAAGCUUCCUGCAGCUCCAGAGCAUCAAAGACGCUUGCUGUACGUUCCUCCGAGAAAGGCUUCACCCCAAAAAUUGCCUGGGUGUGCGCCAGUUUGCUGAGACAAUGAUGUGUGCAGUGCUGUAUGAUGCAGCCAACAGCUUCAUCCACCAGCACUUUGUGGAGGUGUCUCUGUCCGAAGAGUUCCUGGCCCUGCCCUUGGAAGACGUGCUUGAGCUGCUGUCUCGGGAUGAGCUGAACGUGAAGUCAGAGGAACAGGUUUUUGAAGCUGCAUUAGCUUGGGUCAGAUACGACCGGGAGCAGAGGGAACCUUGCCUGCCUGAGCUGUUAUCCAAUAUCCGCCUGCCUCUUUGCCGGCCCCAGUUCCUGUCAGACCGAGUGCAGCAAGAUGACCUGGUGCGUUGCUGUCACAAAUGCAGGGACCUGGUAGAUGAAGCAAAGGACUACCACCUCAUGCCAGAGCGCCGGCCCCACCUUCCAGCUUUCAGGACUCGGCCUCGAUGCUGCACAUCCAUUGCUGGGCUCAUCUACGCCGUGGGGGGCCUCAACUCAGCAGCAAAUUUUUAUGCAGGUGAUUCCCUGAAUGUGGUAGAAGUGUUCGAUCCCAUCGCCAAUCGCUGGGAAAAGUGCCAUCCCAUGACAACAGCCCGCAGUCGUGUGGGCGUGGCUGUGGUGAACGGGCUUCUGUAUGCAAUCGGAGGCUAUGAUGGCCAGCUGCGGCUGAGCACUGUGGAGGCCUACAAUCCUGAGACGGACACAUGGACCAGAGUGGGGAGCAUGAAUAGCAAGAGAAGUGCCAUGGGUACAGUUGUGCUGGACGGACAGAUCUACGUCUGUGGAGGCUACGAUGGUAACUCUUCCCUCAACUCUGUGGAGACCUACUCACCUGAGACGGACAAGUGGACAGUGGUGACUCCAAUGAGCUCAAACCGCAGUGCAGCUGGGGUUACAAUCUUCGAGGGCAGGAUAUAUGUGUCGGGUGGCCACGAUGGUUUGCAGAUCUUCAGCAGUGUGGAGCACUACAAUCACCACACGGCCACCUGGCACCCAGCAGCCAGCAUGCUCAACAAGCGCUGCCGACACGGUGCUGCCUCCCUGGGAAGCAAGAUGUUUGUUUGUGGGGGCUACGAUGGCUCUGGCUUCCUCAGCAUUGCUGAGAUGUACAACUCUGUGGCCGACCAGUGGUGCCUCAUAGUACCCAUGCACACACGCCGGAGUCGGGUCUCCCUCGUGGCCAGCUGUGGGCGCCUCUAUGCUGUGGGGGGUUACGACGGGCAGUCAAACCUAAGCUCGGUGGAGAUGUAUGACCCAGAGACGGACCGCUGGACAUUUAUGGCCCCCAUGGCAUGCCAUGAGGGAGGGGUCGGUGUGGGCUGCAUUCCUCUUCUCACCAUCUAAGGAGAGGGUGGGAUGUGGUGGGUUAGGGAUCUGGUACAAGCAUGGGCGCUCCCUCCACAGGAAGGUCCUCUCAGAAGUGGCAGUGGUGGACCGGAAGACGGGGUGAAAUGUGAGCCUGCCAGAGGGACAGUGUUUCCAGGUGCUUAAGUCCUCCGUCACUGUGCUGCCCUUGUGACCGUAGGUUACCAAGGUGCACAUCACAGGACAGAAGCCCCUCUGGGCCCCACAGCCAGUACCAUGGAAGUGCUUUGCUGGUCCACGUGUGCACAGGCUCCAUCCAAGCCCAGCGUGCACCUGCUACAGCCUGGCCAGCUCCCGCUUGCCAGAGUGCUGUGAGCGCCCUGUGCAGCUGGCCUUCCAGCCAACGCUCCUCCUUACCUGCUUGUCUGCGGCCAUGUUGUGGCCAGUUUGCCAUGGGAAGCAUGCCCGUGAUGGGGCAGCUACAGCAGCGUGCUGUGUGCACAUGGGCUCUUCCUUCCUUCCAUCGUGGGGCACAGAGGAUUUCGUCACUGUUUGCAGCAAACAGGGAGGCAAAAGUCUUCCCCAUACCUGAUGAUUCAGGACUUCAGUGACAUCUUCCUCUGCUUGUCCUAGAGAACCAGAGGGGAAUAGAGAUGCUUGAAAGAAAGUGGAGGAAAUGGAAACAAGAAAAUACUUGAGAGAAACUGGAAGGAAAAGACGUUUUUAAGAGAACAUUUUUCACAGGAAGAAAACAAAAGAUAUUAAAAGCAAAUGCACAUUUAAAUGGAAAACCAUUGAACAUGUCAACAGUGGUGUCCCACAUUUGGAUCCCAGGGUCCCCAGCCCUCCUAAAGCAGUUGGGGUUCGCUCUGAGCCCCAGGGGCAUUCUUGACUGGACCUGUAGCAAGGUGCUCAUGGGGUUAGUCUCCUCAUCCACCAUCAGAGGAAUUGUUAAAUCCCAGGCUUAGGGAGCUGGCUGAAUUACUGCCACUCAUCGCUACAGGGGCUCCCAUGAGCCUCCCACUGCCACCCAGCGCCCCCUCAGAUCCCACGCCCACAUCUUCCCCUUUGGCCAGCAGGAAAUAGCACAUCUGGCCAGAUUCGCACUUACCCACCUACUGUCCUUGAAUAACUUCUCAUCAUGACGUUUCUGGGGUGCAUUGGCCAUCUGUACCUCUAGGACCUAACCAGAGGCAUGCUUCUCAGCCAUGGACUAGAGUGCUCAGGUGACUUGUCUGCCCUGCCAUUCCCCUGCUUUUUCAUCACUCGCCAACCCCAGGGCGUCCACCUUCCUUCCAGCCCUUGGCAGACUAACCAGCAAGGUGGGCCUUUCCAUUCAAGCAAUGCUGGCUUCAUGAUACAAAGACCUAAAGACCAAAACAAAGUCUUGUGCUGCUGCAAAGAAGAUAUUUUCUAUUUCUUCCUCUAAUCUUGGCAAAUGACCUCAUGAAGAGACCCCAUGCUCCUUCCUCCUCUGGAUGGGACCUUCCCAUAGCACAAGAGGCCCCAGAGAGGAGACUCUCCUGUUUGCAGUGCACUGGGCACGGGCUGACCUUCAACUGCUGCCGCCAAAAUCUGGUUUUCUAAAGUUCUUCCAUAGAGACCACAAGGGUACAAUUACUCUUAGCCCCAAACUGGGUCUAAGGGUCCCGCUCUCCACCUGAUUGCUUUCUUGCUCAUUGCUGCCUGCCUGGAGCAGCCCAGAAGCCAGUUCAGAAAGGCACAAUGUGAAGCCUGGGGCAUCCUUUACCCCAGACAGUCAGGUUUACCGUGUGUGCAAUUGCCAUGGGUUCAGGAGGAAGGACUUUCGUUCGCUGCAACUUAAGAGCUGGGCCUCUGCUAUAAGCACUUGAAAAUAAUGUUUUUAUUUUAAAAGACAGAACAAUCUGAUAACUGAUACAUUUUAACUAGGCUCCCAGUGGAAUGCCAGCAUUUCUUCCUGCCCCUCAGUUUGUCUGCUGAAAUAGACUCUGGGAGGCUAUGGGUCUAAGUUUUCUGAUAGUCCUAUAGGAAGGGUGUGUCCGUGCUCAUAUUAAGUCCUUCCUUCUGUGAAUGUACUGCCCUGCCUUGACUGUGAAGGUGCUGAGAACCAGUCAGUGAGCUCCCAGGUAGGUCUCCUGGGUCCAUAUGAUGCUAGCAGACAGCAUCACUGGAGCUGAUACAUCAUCUUCCCCCAGUCUGCUGCUGUUGGAUUAGCCUUCCUGAGUCCAUCCCGCCUCCCAGUGGAGAGCUUACACUGUGCACAUAGAGACAGUGUUUCCAAGAGAUAUCAAGUCAGUGUUUAGUCUGGGCUCUGAGCACACUUGAACAAACAGGAGUGCUUUCAUACUCCCUGGUCUGAGGGCAGUGGCUGGUCUGACUCUUUAGUGCUGGAACUGUAGGAUCAUGGGAAAACAGAUAUCAUCAAAGGACAUUGUGGAAAGAAUGUAACAGAGAUAGGUCACACACACCUGGACAGUGAACACCACGGGGUCUGCCCACUGUCCUUCUCAUUUCCCAUUGUUCUUCUGGGUUUCACCAGAGAUCACAGCAAAAGAGAGCUGAAGGCCGGCCUCUUGAUGGAACAUAAAGAUGGAAAUAAGUAGGAAUUCUGUCCCUCCUCACCCACGGUUGUUUCACAAGAAACUAUUUAUAGAAAGCAUGUCUUUUGUGUUAAAAAAAAAACCAAAGAGAAAUAAAAAGAACACUCCCAAUA
Mesocricetus auratus (golden hamster) is the source of this 4558-nucleotide messenger RNA. It is a transcript of the gene Klhl18, whose product is annotated as kelch like family member 18. The coding region runs from base 1 to 1902 and encodes 633 amino acids. Gene Ontology annotation, molecular function: protein binding. The record is from RefSeq and is a predicted model, not a curated record. The transcript has 10 exons. NCBI's taxonomy places the organism in Eukaryota, Metazoa, Chordata, Mammalia, Rodentia, Cricetidae.